This is a messenger RNA of Aspergillus saccharolyticus JOP 1030-1, 1609 nucleotides long. RefSeq names its product cyclin family protein. Gene Ontology annotation, biological process: regulation of cyclin-dependent protein serine/threonine kinase activity. Gene Ontology annotation, cellular component: cyclin-dependent protein kinase holoenzyme complex; nucleus. Lineage: Eukaryota; Fungi; Ascomycota; Eurotiomycetes; Eurotiales; Aspergillaceae. The record is from RefSeq and is a predicted model, not a curated record. The transcript has a single exon. The coding region runs from base 161 to 1513 and encodes 450 amino acids. Gene Ontology annotation, molecular function: protein kinase binding; cyclin-dependent protein serine/threonine kinase regulator activity.
ACUACAGUUGACUCGACAACCACGCAUUCCUCUCCUGCUGGCAGGACUGACGUAUACUCCUUCACCUACUUUAAUAUCGCCUCCACGACAGCCAGUCUACAGAGUAGCUUUCCCACACUUGGGUGGUGUUCUCGUUUCACUCCCUACUAUCUUGUGCACGAUGACUGUUCAACCCCACCUCCACUACUCCAGCAGCACCCCCAAUAUGGCGUCCGCUGCAACGCCAACGCUGGAUCUGCACCGGGCAGCGCUGCAUGAAUUUGUCAUGCAGCCAGUGUCGCGAGGGAUGGUAGCGCACCUGGCCGAGCAGGCCUCACAGGUCAUCCGCUGCGAGCCGCAUGUGACGGCACAACAAGCCCACGGCCAGCCCACUCCUCCCAGCACACCCCCCAUGGAUGCGAGCUUACCCCCUCUGCCCUCCGUCGAAACGUUUAUCGCUUCAUUGGUUGCUCGAUCACAGGUGCAGGUGCCCACCUUGAUGACCUCCCUGGUGUAUCUGGCCCGGUUGCGUUCCCGUCUGCCCCCCGUAGCCAAGGGCAUGCGCUGCACCGUCCACCGCAUCUUCCUCGCGUCGCUCAUCCUUGCAGCCAAGAAUUUGAACGACUCGAGCCCGAAGAACAAGCACUGGGCGCGGUACACCGCCGUCAAGGGCUAUGACGGAUUCGCCUUUCCCCUGCCUGAGGUCAACCUCAUGGAGCGCCAGCUGCUUUUCCUGCUCGACUGGGACACUCGCGUCACCGAGGCCGAUCUGCUGCAGCACCUGGAGCCAUUCCUGGCCCCGAUCCGCCACCGCUACCAGCAACAACAGCAGCAGCAGCAGCAGCGUGAAGCAGAUCGCCGCCACUCGCGAGACUGGCGUCGCUUCCACUCCUCCACGGAUCUCCUGAGCUCCCGACUUCGGCGUCAGAAACUGGACGCCCGUCGACAGAUGCCGGAUGCUGGGUACCAGCCAGCUGAGCGACGGAUGCUGCCAGCCAGCCCUACCUCAUCUUUGUCUCUGUCCUCCCUGUCGUCUGUCUCGUCCGUUUCAAGCUCCCAGAGCUCACCCGCGCCAUCCUUGGCGGAGGCCGGGGCCGACCGCUACCACCCCUACCCGACCGGCCGGCGACGUCCUACAUCGCGCGGUCGCAUGUCCGGUUCUCCUCCGGCGGUGCAGGAUGUACCGGGGUUGUCCCGCACGGAGACGGCGACAUCCUUGAGCUCGCGGGCGUCCAGCCUGGCGCCCAGUUCGCGGGCUGGCACUCCGGCAAGUCUGCGGACCUCCAGCUCAAUCACCAGCUUUGAAGACGCCGGGCCUGUGCGCGUGGUGGACGAUGGAUUUCUGGGGGAUCGAUUGCCCCUGGAGGAGGGUCUGGCGCCGACGCAGUCCAGCAAGAAGAUGCGUCUCGGGUAUUCUGGCCACGGCGCGCAUCCCCACGGCCCCGCUCACCCGGUCGCGAGCGGCGGUCAUGGCUUCGUGGCGCGUUUCCUCGCCACCGCCGCUGGGUCCUACAUGGGCGGUCGUCGACACUAAGUAUAGAUCAUGGAGCUGGUCUCGUGAUCAAGCGUUUGUGGCAUGAUGAUAUUUUAAUGUUUUUUUUUUUCUGCUCCUUCAAGGUUAUGCAUUGAU